GUCCAUGCCAUAUAAGUCGCUUUCCGAGUGAUCGAUGAUAUCCUUGGAAAUUUUCUGAUUCGCUUCCAAGGACAGACAAUUUUAUUCACUACCCACAUAAAAUCAGACGCCUUGGCCAAGAAUCCAUCCACAGUCAAUCUUACGCCCCUCUGAAACAUUUGAACUACUGAACUGGAAUUAAAAAAAAAAAGUGUGUGUGUGACUUAUUCACGAUUUCAAAAAUCAUACGUUCGCUUCAAUAUCUGCGAAAGCCAACGAUGAAGGUCACGGCUGUUCUGCUGUUCAUGGCUGUCAUUUUAGCAGCUUUGAUUUCGUCGGCCAUGUCAAAUCCUUACAGUUACUAUCGCAAUCAAAUACGUGGUAAUUCUGGUGGACGCCGGCGUGAACCGUACGCUCUACCAGGUGAACUCAAGGAAGACGUUCCACUGAGGUAUCCUUAUGCGAUCGAAAGGCCCGACAAAGACGACCAAACCUUUUUUGUGCCAGUUUGAAAUGUCAGCGCGGAAGGACGACUUCAUCCCACCAUUUUUAUUCGGAUAAGUGUAAAUUUUUCUAUAUGUGAAAAAAAAUCUAAAAGAAUUUUCUCACAGAAUGUAUUCCUUUCCAUUUGUUGUUCAGAAAAAAACAUCAGAAAUUCCACGCAUCCGUCGUUCAAAUGAAAGCAGCACAAACUUGUGAAAUAUAAUAUCGCUUUUCAGGCGUAAUUAAGAAGCGUUAUCGCGGG
Messenger RNA from Notodromas monacha, 724 nucleotides. NCBI's taxonomy places the organism in Eukaryota, Metazoa, Arthropoda, Ostracoda, Podocopida, Cyprididae. The record is from the annotation of a GenBank genome assembly.